AUGGCUACAGAAACGCAAACAAAACGAGAGACUUUCCAUUUUAUUAAUGAUCCCUCGGAGGUAAUUAAUGAAGCAGCCAUUGGGCUUACUGAAUAUCACCCCAAUCUUUCAUAUUCCUCAUCUCACAAAAUCAUAUCACGAAAUGACCUUGAAACUUUCCGGGAAAGUCAUGUUACAACUAUCGGGUUUGCAGGAGGUGGACAUGAACCGAUGUUCUCAGGUUUUGUAGGCCCAUCCUUUCUAUCGUGUUCGGUUUCCGGGAACAUAUUCGCAUCACCAACAGCUAGCCAGAUUUUCGAGGCCAUAAAGCUAUGCCAGCCUCUACACUCCCCCUCAAAGGGGACUCUAAUUGUAUGUGGUAAUUAUACAGGCGAUAUUUUGAACGCAGGUCUGGCAAUUACACGGGCUACCGCUGCAGGGUACAAAGUGAGAUUCACACCAAUUGGAGAUGACGUUGCGGUUGGAAAAAAGAAAGGAGGGAAAGUUGGGAGACGAGGGCUAAGUGGGCAUAUUGUAGGACUGAAAAUAGUUUGCGCGUUGGCGGAUAAAGGGGAAGGUCUUGACAGAGUAGGCGAUGUUAUGGAUUACAUUGCUGGAAAUUCGGGGACAAUCGCUGUAGCAUUUGACCGUGUUGCGCUACCAAACUCUAUAGUGACAGAUAUCUCGACACUCCCAGCUGCAACAAUUGAGCUCGGUUUGGGUUGUCAUGGUGAACCUGGACUACGAUCAAUAUCACCAAUCCCUAGUCCCGAGGAUUUGACUAAAGAGAUGAUUUCGCUACUGACAAACACUUCUGAUGAAGAUCGAGCGUUCAUUCCGUUCACGAACUCUGGAAACGACCAAGCCAUUCUUCUCGUCAACAGUUCUGGCAGUACCUCAGAUGAGGUGCUCGCUGCCUUUGCCGAACUAGCGAUCAAAUAUCUGAAGCAGCAAGAUAUCACUGUCGUGAGAAUGACGCUGGGUCCAAUGGUAACAAGUUUGAAGCAAAGCGGGUUUGGUUUUACUUUAUGGAAGUUACCAGGGAAGGACGAGAAGGGCCCGCUGAGUCUCAGAGAAGCGCUGGAGUAUUGGGAUCGUAGAGUAGAAACUGCUGCCUGGAGGCAGUAA
Messenger RNA from Glarea lozoyensis ATCC 20868, 1107 nucleotides. RefSeq names its product DAK1/DegV-like protein. Gene Ontology annotation, molecular function: glycerone kinase activity. Bases 1 to 1107 code for a protein of 368 amino acids. Gene Ontology annotation, biological process: glycerol catabolic process. Lineage: Eukaryota; Fungi; Ascomycota; Leotiomycetes; Helotiales; Helotiaceae. The transcript is spliced from 3 exons. Gene Ontology annotation, cellular component: cytosol. The record is from RefSeq and is a predicted model, not a curated record.